GCUUGUUGACAAGCAAACAAAAUUUGUUUGUUUUAUUGUGAAAAAAUAAAAAAAUUGAUGGAAAAAUAUCAAAUAUUGUUUUAUUUUAACAAAAUUAAUUAUAAAUCAAUUAACUAAACUAUAAAUUCUUCAACUUAAAUAAAAGAACAGUUCUUAGAAUGGCGGUUAAUGUUUCCACAACCAUCAGUGUCUGUUUAUAUUGUAAAACAACAUCCGAGAGAGAUGCUGCAAAGGAAUUUCAUGAGAUCUUUGAUGAAGUGGGAGUUGAAUUGCAAUUGCCCACUUUAGUGGAAAAGUUUUUUCAUAUUAAGGUUGAAAAUGAAGAUAAACAAUGUUUGUGUGACGAUUGUGUUAAUAAUUUAAUCGAAUUAUAUGACUUGGAAGAACACACCAAACAAGAACAGAGCAAGGAGGAAGAAUCUCUUGGGGUAAAUAUUCAGCCGGAAGCUGAAGAGAAGGAAAAUAGUAAAGUAGCUUCAGCGGAUGAAUUUGAGAAAUUGAAUCCAGAAUAUCUGAAAUGUACUAACGAUCUUGUACAACAAGAUGUUGAACAGCAAGUCAUUUUGCCCGAGAGUUUAAGCAGCGAGUAUAGAAAUAUAAAAAUUAUUGAACAGGAGGAUAAAGACAGGGCAAGUGUGCAAGAAAAUGUGACAGAAGAGAAAGAUAACAACGAAGAACUCUUUAAAGAAGAUAAAACUGCUUACUAUGCUGAAGAAGCUGUUAAUAGUACUGAAAAUUUAAUAAAUAAUUUGGAAAUUGAGAAUGAUGAACAAUCCUUUAAUAACAUAAUAGCUAGUACUACAGUAGAUGUGCCAAAUGCAGGUGAAGAAGAAUGUUCUGAAGAUAUUGUGUUUGUGGAAGAUGAAGAGGAACAUCAAAAUAAUUCUAACAUUCUAAUUGGUACUCACAUAUCUUCCGAAGAAUUUGAGCUAACGGGUGAGCAUGAAAAUGAUGAGGAAAUUGAGGAAGAUGAACAAAAUUCAGAGAAUCAUUUCACAUAUGAUGAUGAAAAUGAGUUUAUAGAAGAACCUCAACAGGAAGAUAAUGAAGUUAAUAAAUCUAUAUUGGAAUUUAGUACAACAAAUACAGCUACGGACGAAAAUGAAACAUCAACUAAGGAUGCUGUAGACGACGAAGAACUUGAACUUGUUUACUAUGAAGAAGAUGUACCAAGUGAUAAUGAAAAAGAAGGUGAAAGUAAUGAAACGGUAUUGGAAGAUUUGGAAAUUAUUAAUAAGGAAUUAAAGUCUUUGCAAACAGAAAAUGAAAGUACUGUGGAUUUAGAUACUGAAUCAUUAAAUUCAAAUAUUUCUGACAGAGUUAACAUUAAUAAAGAUACCAUUGAUGCGGAAAAAGCUAUAGAAAAUGAUGAGGAUGAUCCUCAGGAGGAUACCUAUUCCUUGGAAGAGGAGUAUUUAGUUGAAGAUAUUUUUUGUUCUCAAGAGUACGAUACUGUUGAUCUAAACGAUUAUUUGGAUAAAGUGUUAGUAACAAAAUUUCAAGAUUUACAAUUGGAUUGGGAUGUGGAAUGUGAAUUGUGCCAUGACAAAUACAAUAACUUACCAGAAUUAUUAAAACACAACUGCGUAACAGAUUUCGAGGAAGAACAACAGUAUCGUUGUGUUUUUAAGGAUUGUGGAGAAGAUAUAAAUAAUUUGCAGACCUUAGCCAGGCAUUUGGUUUUACAUCACUAUGACAAAUUGGAAAGCACCAUUAUAUAUAGCAAAUGUCCAGAUUGUCAGAAAACAUUUUCGAACUUUAUUGAAUUGAAUAAACACUCCUGUUGCCGUAAUAUCAAGAAAAAAACUGGAGCUCCCAAUCAUUGUCAAUCAUGUAAUUUGGAUUUUCAGUCCUUGAAAAGAUUUGUUUUUCAUAUGCAAUUCCAUUUGACGAAUCAUCGACCAAAGGUUUGCCUAAUGUGUGGUGCUUUAUUUAAUAACUCCAAUGAUUUCUUUGAACAUACUCAAUAUAAACAUAAUCCAGCGACGGCUAUGGCUUGUAUAGAAUGUGAUAGAUUCUUUAAAGAAAAAGAGGUCUUUGACAGCCAUAUGGAAUUGCAUGAGGAAUCUAAAUAUCAAUAUGCCUGCAGCUAUUGUCCAAAAAAGUAUACCAAUAAAGCGGGUUUAAAUCAGCAUGUAGAUAUUUAUCACAAUAACAAAUCCUCUGCUAUACAGUGUGAUUUUUGUGAAAAAGAGUUUGUUAAUCAGGCCUCGUAUCGUAAUCAUGUUAAGUCACAUGCUGCUGAUGUACAAAUAGAAACUUAUAUCUGUUCAACGUGUGGUUUUAUAACCAAUGAUUGUGAUUUAAUUAAGGAACACAUUGAAGCAGAUGCCGAAUCCCCUUGUUAUUCUUCGCCACUGGAAGAAAAACUAUUGGCUUUGGGUUAUACUUGUGAGAAUUGUUCCAUUGAUUUUCAUACCAUUAAACAGCUGAAGGAACAUCGUUUGAGUAAAAACCAUAGAGAUACUUUGUAUUAUUGUGGCAUUUGUCGUCGAGCUUUUAACUCACUACGUCAUAUGCGUAAUCAUGCUAUUAAUCAUAAAGAUUUUGAAAAAUGGCAGGAAGCUUUUCCUAUAACGCGUUAUUUUGUAUGCAAUAUAGGUGAUUGCCAAGAAUUUUAUCCCAUUUGGACUUCCCUGUAUUAUCAAAAACGUCCGCAUAAAAGUAAGGAAGCUAAAGACGAUAAACCUGCGGAGUUUAAGUGUCAAUUCUGUCAACAAUUGUGUACUUCGAAAAUGUCUUUGGCUGUUCAUGUAGCUAGAAGUCAGAAUACAGCAAAUAUAUCUUGUUCUCACUGCAAACGUACCUAUAAGACUCAAAAACUGCUGCAAGAACAUAUAGAUAAAUUCCAUACAGCCAUAAAAUGUGAAGUUUGUUUUAAAAAUUUCAAAAAUCGACGAAAUUUGGAAUCACAUCGUAAUUUGGUGCAUCUUAAUAUGAAACGUUAUUUCUGUCAAUAUUGUGAAAAGGGCUAUUUUCAUAAAAGUGAAAAAGAAGCGCAUGAAAAGAAAGUGCAUUCCGAAUUUCCCUAUAAAUGUGAAAUUUGUGAUUUCAUGACGAACUAUGAAAAAUCUUUGGAAGUUCAUAUGGAUAAACAUAAUAAUCAACAAAAAUUUAAAUGUACAAUUUGUAGUAAAACAUUUGGCAGAAAACAACUCUUAACCAUACAUACGAAAAGGCAUCAAAAUAAGAAAGAAUACAUAUGUUCCAAUUACUUAAAUGAAGAUGGCUGUAGUGCAGCAUUCUAUACCUAUAAUCUUUUAAAGACACAUAUUCAAACUAAACAUCAAAAUGAUAACAAACGUAAAAGAUCACACAAAAAAUAUAUUGUACAAGUUGAUGAUAAAUCAUAUGAAAUAUUUAAUGUUGAUGAAGAGAGUACACAACAAGUUAAACGUUCGAAAACUGUAGCUUCGGAAGAUAAUAGUGAAAAAUUUGAACAGGAUGCUAUUGAGUUGGUAUUGGAAGAAGAUGACAUAGAAUCAUCACAUGAGCAGACAUCUGAUGAAUUCGAAACAAUAUGUAGUUAAAGUAAUCUAGAGUCUGUUAAGGCAAGUAAGUUGAAUUAAAAUUUUCAAGAAUGCUAUUUUCAUUUGAUUUCUUUUUGUUUUAAAAUAACGAAAAAGUUUGUUUGUUUCGUGAGCAAAAAAAAG
Messenger RNA from Lucilia sericata (common green bottle fly), 3653 nucleotides. RefSeq names its product zinc finger protein 600-like. NCBI's taxonomy places the organism in Eukaryota, Metazoa, Arthropoda, Insecta, Diptera, Calliphoridae. Gene Ontology annotation, molecular function: RNA polymerase II transcription regulatory region sequence-specific DNA binding; DNA-binding transcription factor activity, RNA polymerase II-specific; zinc ion binding. The record is from RefSeq and is a predicted model, not a curated record. Gene Ontology annotation, biological process: regulation of transcription by RNA polymerase II. Gene Ontology annotation, cellular component: nucleus.